AUGGAAAAACUCAAUAAAAUCUCUCCUUUCAGACUUUCUUCUCUCCUUCGCCUGCAAAAAGACCAUAAACUUGCCUUCCAACUCUUCCUCAACCCCAACCCAAAUGAUCCUAACCCAAGUCCCAAGCCCUUCCGCUACUCUCCUCUGUCCUACGAUCUCAUUAUCUCAAAGUUGGGUAGAGCCAAAAUGUUUGAUGAAUUAGAACAAAUAAUCCAGAAAUUAAGACAGGACACUCGAAUAAUCCCGAAAGAGAUAAUUUUUUGUAACAUUAUUACAUUUUACGGCAGAGCACGUUUGUCCCAAAAAGCCCUCCAGAUGUUUGAUGAAAUUCCAUCUUUUCGCUGCCAAAGAACAAUCAACGCGGUGAAUUCUUUGUUAAAUAGUCUGUCAAUUUGCAGGGAAUUUGAGAAAAUGAGGGAAGUUUUUGUGGGUGUUGAGAAGUACGCUUGCCCGGAUGCUUGUACGUAUGGUAUACUCAUUAAAGCUUGCUGCAGGCAAGGGGAUUUGGGUAAUGCGUUGAAUUUGUUUGAUGGAAUGCUUAAGAGAGGUAUUGUGCCGAGUGUGGUGACAUUUGGGACUUUGAUUAAUGGGUUCUGUGCGAAUGCACACUUAGAUGAUGCUUUUAGAUUGAAGAGAAUGAUGGAGAGGGACUUCAAAUUGAAGCCUAAUGCAUUUGUGUAUGUUGUGUUGCUUAAAGGGCUUUGCAAGAGUAAUGCGGUUGAUUCCGCUAUUAAGCUUAAGAAGGAGAUGAUGAGGAAAAAGGUGGAAUUGGAUUCCACGGUGUAUGCUACCUUGAUUUCUGCACUAUUCAAGGUUGGUCGUCGGGAGGAUGUUUUUGGAUUGUUAGAUGAAAUGAGAAUAAAUAACUGCACAAUGAACACAGCCACAUACAAUGCAAUGAUACAUGGAUACUGUAUGGAGAAGGACUUCGAUUCUGCAUUUGGAAUAUUAAAUGAGAUGGAAGCAAAGGGGUGUAAGCCAGAUGUAAUUAGUUACAAUGUGAUUAUUGGUGGGCUUUGCAUGGCGGGGAAGCUAAAAGAAGCUAACGAGUUAUUUGAAGAUAUGCCAAGAAGGAAGUGCUUUCCGGAUGUGGUGACUUAUAGGGAACUCUUUGAUGGCCUUUGUGAUGGAAUGCAAUUGAAGGAAGCAGCACUUAUUUUGGAUGAGAUGGUCUUCAAAGGUUAUCUUCCUCGCUCUUCAAGUAUAUGUAAAUUAGUUGAUGGGUUAAUUCGAGGAGAGGAUACAGAUAGGCUGUGGAAGGUUUUAAGUAGUUUGGUGAAGGGAAAGUUUUCUGAUAUAACCACAUGGAGCAUGGUGAUAUCUGUGGUGUUGAAAAAAGAUGGGCUCUCAAACACCUGCCAGUUUAUUGAUUCUUUGUUAAAAGGAACAGAUGAUGCUCUUUCAGUCCUUUAG
Messenger RNA from Coffea eugenioides, 1413 nucleotides. RefSeq names its product putative pentatricopeptide repeat-containing protein At1g53330. NCBI's taxonomy places the organism in Eukaryota, Viridiplantae, Streptophyta, Magnoliopsida, Gentianales, Rubiaceae. The record is from RefSeq and is a predicted model, not a curated record. Gene Ontology annotation, molecular function: protein binding. The transcript has a single exon. The coding region runs from base 1 to 1413 and encodes 470 amino acids.